Messenger RNA from Hyaena hyaena (striped hyena), 2060 nucleotides. It is a transcript of the gene TAFA4, whose product is annotated as TAFA chemokine like family member 4. The coding region runs from base 290 to 712 and encodes 140 amino acids. Gene Ontology annotation, biological process: phagocytosis; macrophage chemotaxis. NCBI's taxonomy places the organism in Eukaryota, Metazoa, Chordata, Mammalia, Carnivora, Hyaenidae. The record is from RefSeq and is a predicted model, not a curated record. Gene Ontology annotation, molecular function: receptor ligand activity. The transcript is spliced from 7 exons.
GGGAGACCAAUUUGCGAUGCUAUUAUUUGCAUAUCUGCAUGCAGCUGUGCUUGAAGAAGCGUCUGAAGUGGCACCCGCUGGCCCAGAUCCAGAAGUGAAUGCCUUCCUAAUGACUCCUAUCUGUUAACAAGAUUUCUGCCCUUAUUGAAACAAAAGGCAGAUCUAACCGGUCUUUCCAGGCUAGGAUAAUUUUUUGGAACUGCAGAAACUGUUGGCGAUAGCUACAAAUGGGAAUUUGGAGUUGGUCUGAAAUUCAUCCGGAAAUAAUUGUGUUUGACUGGAACCAUAUAUGAAGUCACCAAGGAUGAGAGUCUAUGCUAAGUCAGUGUUGCUGUCGCACUGGCUCUUUCUGGCCUAUGUGUUAAUGGUGUGCUGUAAGCUGAUGUCCGCCUCGAGCCAGCACCUCCGGGGACACGCAGGUCACCACCAAAUCAAGCAGGGGACCUGUGAGGUGGUUGCUGUACACCGGUGCUGUAAUAAGAACCGCAUAGAAGAGCGAUCGCAAACCGUCAAGUGUUCCUGCUUCCCCGGACAGGUGGCUGGCACCACUCGGGCUCAGCCUUCUUGCGUUGAAGCUUCCAUCGUGAUUCAGAAAUGGUGGUGUCACAUGAACCCUUGCUUGGAAGGAGAGGACUGUAAAGUGCUGCCAGAUUACUCAGGUUGGUCCUGUAGCAGUGGCAAUAAAGUCAAAACUACAAAGGUAACACGGUAGCAAAGAGAGGUGCCCUUAUCGUGGGAGGAGCGACAGGUUGCAGAAGUCUCCGAUUUGGAUUACCUUCCUAGCUGGUUUGUGGAAAAUCGUCUUGGAUUUCAGCUACAUCACAUUUGUAUAUGUGUGCUGUAAGGAGUGUCAUUCACUUAACUGUCCCAGCCCCUCGGCUUCAUGAUUUUAUUACUUUGAAUUAUAGCCAAGGACUGCCACAUGAUUCACAUCCUAUCUGCAUCCCAAGGACUAUACCUCCAAGAAACCCCAGAGGAACAAAGCAGAGACUUCAAAAUGGAUCUCUACUGGGUCUUCUGUUUCUUUCUGCCUUCACAAAGGAGCGUGGACAGGCUCAAAGGGUUCUUAAUCUGUUCCUCUUUUGAACUUUUCCUUCAGCCCUUGCAUUAAAGUGGUUUCAAAGGAGUCUAAGUACCAAAAUGCUUUGGCAAAACAUAUUUGCAGAUGUAGAUUAAUGAACUCUGAUUAACAGGCAAAGAAAUUUAUUUUAUAAAUCUUAAUAAAUAAACUUCCUGGGGUUAUUGUGUAUGCAUUUGUAUUUCUGCUUUAGAGGAUUUAAAUGUUUGCAUUUUAAGUUCUGUUGUGAGGUUAGUAGAAAUAACGUUUUAACAUGAGUAUACCAUUUUACUGAGUGCUAAGGAAGUGUAUCAGCGCCAAUAUUUUAUGACCAAAGCUUGAUCAUGACAUAUUCACAAAAGAAAGAAAACCUGUGGGGAUUUUGAUGGCUUAAGGUGUAGUCACAGAGGUAAAUUACUUAAAAUCUACAACAGUCUCUAUUUAGAACAAGGGUGAUUUCUGACAUCCAGUUUAUGUCAUUUAAAAUAUUUUGUUAACCCUUAGGAGUUUUGAAAUAUUGAAUUUUUAGACUGUAAAUGAUUUAUUCUUCACUUAGCACUCUUCUCAUUUGUUACUCAUUUUAUUUCUCUAAAUGUAAGUAAAAUCGGAGUCAUUUCUCUUGGUUUAAUGAUUUUGCAGCAGAUGUGUGUCCACAUAUUCUCAGACGCUGUCAUGCAGAAAUAUAUUACAGAUGAAAAGUGACGGACCCAGAUUUUAAAUGCAAACUGUCCUUAAAACACAGACUACUUUAAUAAGUGAUAGAUUUUAUAAAGAAAUGACAAAAUCAUCCUUUCUGCACUAUUCGUUAUCCUUGUUCUUUCACAAUUAUUGGAGAAAAUAUUACUCUAAUGUUUACAGGAGUAACAACCACGUCUAUUUUAGUCUUGCAAAAAGAAUGGAAAUGGGUGACAUCCAUUUGUUGGCUAACUGUGUUUGAAUUUGACUGGAUGCUUACCAGAAUUAUUACUGUCAUAAAAGUAAAAGAAUCACUCUGCUGAUGGCA